Molecule: messenger RNA, 1353 nt
Organism: Danaus chrysippus (African queen)
Lineage: Eukaryota; Metazoa; Arthropoda; Insecta; Lepidoptera; Nymphalidae
Source: the annotation of a GenBank genome assembly
AUGUCAGUGUGGUCGGGCGGUGAGGUCCGCGCGCCGCCCGCGGCCACUAUCCCGUCAGCAAACACCUCCAUGGAGUCCGGGAUUGAAGCGGGAGUGCUACCCACGGUCACGGGAUCGCUCGCCUCAGCCCGGGAUUCGCUGGGAUCGUUAUCCCGGGCCGCGGAACCGCUCUACGACACCGACCACACGGACCUGGGUUCGGAAUUGGACGAGGCGGAAAUACGAAGGGAGUUGAUGCAUGAUAAAUGGCGUCUGCUUUUUGAUAGGUUUGAUCCGGAAGGCUUCGGGGAGAUACCGUGGUCAGACUUCCUACAGACCCUACAGAAUCCUGAUUUUAUAGCCCAGGUGCCGCCUCACAAGCGUGAGAUACUAUUGGAUAAAGCCAAAAGUGCAACAAGUCCGGCCAUAACCUUUCAAGAAUUCGUAAAUGUGAUGAGCGGCAAGCGCACGCGCAGCUAUAGAUGUGCGGUGCAUCAAAGAGACAGAGAAGUCAGCUCUGAGAACGACUUUCAUUUACUAUUAGAAGAUCCAACACUAUUCGCCAGGAUGGUUCAUCUCGUGGCUAUGGAAGUACUCCCGGAGGAGAGAGAUCGGAAAUAUUAUCAGGAAAGGUACACGUGUUGUCCCCCGCCGCUCUUCAUAAUCUGCGUCACAUUAUUAGAAUUGGGUGUGUUCGCGUGGUACGCAUGGGGCGGUGUGGCGGCCGCGGGCCCUGUUCCUGUAGACUCACCGCUCGUGUAUCGACCUGACAGAAGACAGGAGUUGUGGCGCUUCCUCACAUACAGCGUGGUACACGCCGGCUGGCUGCACCUCGCGUUCAACUUGCUAGUACAGUUAGCUGUGGGUCUGCCAUUAGAAAUGGUUCAUGGCGCGGUGAGGUGCGGCGCGGUGUAUCUGGCUGGUGUACUGGGAGGGUCCCUGGCUGCUUCUGUCCUCGACCCAGACGUGUGUCUGGCGGGCGCUUCGGGCGGAGUGUAUGCUCUACUCGCGGCUCACCUAGCUAACGCCUUACUUAACUUCCACGCUAUGAGAUACGGCGCCGUUAGACUAGUGGCAGCCCUCGCAGUCGCCUCAUGUGAUGUCGGAUUCGCUGUCCACGCUAGGUAUACUAAGCAGGAGGCGCCGCCUGUAUCGUACGCGGCGCACGUGGCGGGCGCUCUGGCCGGUCUUACUAUCGGUCUGUUGGUGUUGAAGCACGCACAACAGCGUCUGUGGGAGCGACUGUUGUGGUGGGCGGCGCUGGGAGCGUACGCGGCUUGCACUCUAUUCGCAGUGUUAUAUAACGUGUUCAGCGGCCCGGUAGAUGAGUUGCACUACAUGCCGCCCGACCCGCCGCCGGACGUCGGCUUCUGA